This is a messenger RNA of Chiloscyllium plagiosum (whitespotted bambooshark), 1967 nucleotides long. It is a transcript of the gene pgpep1, whose product is annotated as pyroglutamyl-peptidase I. Gene Ontology annotation, cellular component: cytosol. Gene Ontology annotation, molecular function: pyroglutamyl-peptidase activity. Lineage: Eukaryota; Metazoa; Chordata; Chondrichthyes; Orectolobiformes; Hemiscylliidae. The record is from RefSeq and is a predicted model, not a curated record. Gene Ontology annotation, biological process: proteolysis.
GGGAAGGAGGGAGGGGGUGAGGAAGGAGGAAAAAGGAAAAGCCAGGAGCAGGAGGAAAGAGUUGAGAAGAGGUUGCACUCAGCUGGAGGAGAUGGAGAGGAACAGCAACAGGACGGUGGUGGUUACAGGAUUUGGUCCCUUUGGAGAACACACGACCAAUGCCAGCUGGGUUGCUGUGCAGGAAUUACAGAAGCUUGGCCUAGGUGAAGAAGUGGAUCUGUAUGUGUAUGAGAUUCCAGUGGAAUAUCAGAAGGUCCUGGAUUUGAUUCCUUCUCUGUGGAAGCGUCAUAACCCUCAGUUGUUCAUCCAUGUUGGAGUUUCGGGAAUGGCCACCACAGUGACACUGGAAAAAUGUGGACACAACCAGGGAUACAUGGGACUGGAUAAUCGAUGUUACUGUCCAGACAAUCACUGCUGUGUCCAGGGAGGACCGGACUGCCUCGAGUCUGUCAUUGACAUGGAUGUCGUGUGUAACAAAAUCACUGACCCACAACUGGACGUGGUCAUUUCUGUCUCACAGGAUGCUGGAAGAUACCUCUGUGAUUUUACCUAUUAUACCUCUCUGCACCUGAGCCACGGCAAAUCCGCUUUCAUUCACGUGCCUCCUCUUGGGAAACCGUAUACCGCUGAGCAGCUGGGGCGGGCUCUCCAGACCAUUAUUGGAGUGAUGCUGGGUGUGCUGGAGCAUCCCAAUGCUAAGAUGAACUGCCAGAUGGCACACUGAGCUCUCAGGAGUGGGCAUUAGGGCAAGCAGAUCUGAGAUCAAAUUGUUUUCCACUUUCUAAACAGUUAUGGGGUGCAACCCUGAUUGUAGCUGCCAUUAUAAAAUUCACAUGUGGGAGAGGGCAACUGAGAGUCUAGAACCUCAAUAACUGAAGUGUAUUUUCUUUGGGGGUGGGUGGUACUCAUGCAGUGUAUUUAAAGUUCAGCUCCCGAAGACACUGAGAUGAUAUGAAGUCAAGGACACCUCACUUUGGGCUGAUGUAUUGAGUGCACGUGCACACUGUGAUACAUUUAACUCUGCAUUCGUUUUUUAGUAAUGUUUUAAAAUGAGCCAUUUCUUACUGAGCAUUUUUAAAUCUGAGCCUGUAACAAUGGCUAUAUUUUUGAUCUUUUUAGGUUUUUCAAUACGUCUGUCACAAAUUUGCCCCUCUGUUCUCCUACCUCUUAUUUCAUUCACUUUGUCCUUGGUAUAGACUUCUGCCACUUGCUUUUGUUUUGUAUGUGCUUUCACUUUCUUUCUCUGGAAUGGUCACACACAUCCACCCCAUCCACCCCCUUUAAGGUUUUCCCUUUUUCUUUAGGGCUGUCACCUUCUUUUCUGCUUGCUCCCCUGCUAUUCUUUUCUGUUUCCCUCUUGCCCGCUCUCCAGUUCCUCGCUCGUUCUCUCUUUAUCUUUCUGAAGCAGAACAAUUUAUGUUUAAGUCUGCGUGAAUGGAAAUGACAGAUGGUCGCAGAAGCUCGAUUUUGACUGUUCUGCUAAACUUUACCCCGAAGGCUAAAAGGCCACAGCCCCAGAGGCUGGAUGCACUUAGGCACUUAGAUGUUGUCACUACUCGAAGAGAACACAUGCUCACAGCAUGCAUAUGCAAUGUUUGCUUUGUACUUAAGUCAGUUUUGACUAGAUUUUGUAUUUCUUUAAGGUUUGGACUAAACUAACCAUAGCUUAGAUGGUUUUAAUUAGUUAAAGAUAAUACAAGAAAAUUAGUUAAUAAGUUAAUGUCACUGUUUUUAAGACCUUAGUUACUUUGGCCGUCCAAGAUUAAGUCCAACGUUCCUAUCUCUCUUUGUGACCCUGUUGACUCUGGGUCAUUGUUGGAUUUCAGUACUGUUCUGCCGUCCCUUGGUUUCCUGUGGGAUUUUGGCAUAGGCCUGUUUUUCGAAUGAAUCCAGGGGAACUUGGCGACACACCAUCUUAGCAGGACUUAUACACUUAAUGGUAAGGUCCUAGGGAGUGUUGCUGAACA